AUGAUUAUACUACAUCAGGCUGAUGGACGAGACGAUCGCGCAGUCGAUGUUGAAAUGACUAGCAAAGACUAUUAUUUCGACUCUUAUGCGCAUUUUGGGAUUCAUGAGGAAAUGUUGAAGGAUGAAGUGAGAACACUUUCUUAUCGCUCGUCCAUUUAUCAGAAUCGCCAUCUCUUUAAGGAUAAAGUCGUGCUAGACGUUGGCUGUGGAACUGGUAUUCUGUCGAUGUUUGCCGCAAAAGCUGGUGCUAAACACGUUUAUGGAAUUGAUAUGUCAAAUAUUAUUGAUCAAGCGCGUCAGAUCAUAAUCGAUAACCAUUUAGAUGAUAAAAUUACAUUGAUCAAGGGAAAAAUGGAAGAAGUCGAAUUGCCAGUUGAUAAGGUUGAUAUUAUUAUAUCAGAGUGGAUGGGAUAUUUUUUACUAUACGAAUCUAUGUUGGAUACCGUCUUGGUUGCUCGAGACAAAUACUUGAAACCUAAUGGCCUCAUAUUUCCCGAUAAAGCAACGAUAUAUCUGGCUGCUAUCGAAGAUGGUGACUAUAAAGAAGAAAAAAUCGGAUGCAAGGAACCUUUGGUAGACACGGUUGAUAGUAAAGCUAUAGUUACUAGUUCGUUUGCUAUUAAGGAAAUUGAUAUUAAUACGGCUCAAAAAUCAGAUUUAACCUUUUCCGCACCUUUCAAAUUAACCGCCAUAAGAGAUGACUACAUUCAUGCUUUUAUCGCAUGGUUUGAUAUUACUUUUUCAGCAUGUCAUAAACCGAUCCGUUUUAGCACAGGGCCACAUUCCAAAUAUACUCAUUGGAAACAAACAGUUUUUUAUACAACUGAUUCUAUUACUAUCAAGAGCGGUGAAACUGUUACUGGUACAUUAUCUUGCGCACCUAAUAAGAAGAAUAACCGAGAUUUAGAUAUCGAAAUAUCGUAUGAAUUUUCAGGCGAAGCAAGUAGUUGCUCAGAGACUUGUAGAUAUAAGAUGUGA
Cetraspora pellucida is the source of this 978-nucleotide messenger RNA. The record is from the annotation of a GenBank genome assembly. Lineage: Eukaryota; Fungi; Glomeromycota; Glomeromycetes; Diversisporales; Gigasporaceae.